AUGCAUUUUACAAUAAAAGACGUACACGAUAAUUGGAAAAUAAUUACGGUGUGUUUCAUUGUCGCUAUUGUAUUUAUUAUAUUUUGGAAAAGGGAGCCGAAUGAUAGAUGUGUACUAAGCGAAGCUUAUCCAUCUCAUGGUCCAGGAUGUAAUAUAAAAUGUUCAAAUGGAUAUGAAUAUUCAAGUUUAACGUUUUAUAAUGUAACAACAAAUUGGCCAAGUGAGUUAGUGACAAAUAUGUACAAAGCAACAAAUAUUUUAGAAAAAUAUGGAAAACCAGUAUCGAUCGCCACAAAAAAUCAGCACAGCUGGCUUCAUGUAACACUGCAUUACUAUUGUUGCUAUUCUAAACAAGAAUUAGUUCGUAUCGAACAAUUUCUUGACAAUUAUAAAUGGACUACACAAGAAAUUGUUUUUGAUAGAAUGAUUUGUGCCAUAAGCCAUGUAGAUAAAAUAUCGAUUGUUCUUAUGGCUGAUGCGAAAAGUCAAUAUAAUUUAUUAAAAUUAGCAACAGAUAUAGAAAACGAAAUGAAAACUAAAAUGAAUAUUCCUAUUCGAAUUUCUAGAAGUAAACUACAAAAAAUUCAUAUGACUUUAGGAGUGGUAUCUCGAACAACAUUUCCUGCAUGGACAGCAGUUAAGGUAAGAAAUAAAGAAAUUCCACCUAAUACAUGGCACAACCAAACAAUUUUUCUCACGAAGCCGCCUAUUCGUUGA
This is a messenger RNA of Didymodactylos carnosus, 717 nucleotides long. The record is from the annotation of a GenBank genome assembly. Lineage: Eukaryota; Metazoa; Rotifera; Eurotatoria; Philodinida; Philodinidae.